UUGCGUCUUUGUCGUUGAUUUUUAUUUUUUAAGAAUAAUUACAGCAAGAGUAGGAGGAAGGGGGGGGAGGGCGGGGGGGUGAAGGAGGAGGAACGGGAAGAGGAGGAGGAGGAGGAGGAGGAGGAGCUAACUCGACUAAAUGGCAGCGACCUCCGUAUCAUUAGCUUCUUGCUAUGUUGGAUCGGGAUCGGGAUCGGGAUCCAUCCGCGUGCAAGACGAGGCUGUGUCGCCGACAGGAAGGAGUGUCCCGACUCACUUUGUCUAUCCAUUCCGAUCCCGAUCGUUAUCGGUCGCGAUCCCGAACUUCGUCGAUCGCGGCAGCUCCGUCAUCUUGAAGCGAUACUCAUCUAACGGUUCGUGUGAGUUGAUUGGUUUGGGAGGUUUGGGGCUUGGAGAGGAGAGGAGGAGGAGGAGGAGGAGGAGCCGGAUUGGGAUUGGACAAAAAGGCGGGAAGCUGGGCGGGAUGGCGGGAAACGAAGGGGCUUGGUGGCCGACGACAUCAUGCAGUUCCGCGUCGCCGAGCGGACGUGGGCGCUUGGCGCGCUCUGCGGCGGCCGCCGCCGAGAGCGCUACCGGUAGUGCGCCGCCGGCUCUGGAACGGCAGUCGGCGGUGUCCAAUGAGGCAAAGGGGAAAUCGACGGUCCUGAUGAAAGUUGGAGGAUCAGCGAUGGCGACGGCGGAGGGAAUGAAGAAGAUGGUGGAUCUGGUGACGUCUUCCAAAGAAGGGUGGCCCAUCAUAGUGGUGACAGCAAUGGGAGAGACGAUAGACAACCUGCUGAAGGCAGGAACUCGAGCGUUGGAAUUUGAAGCAGGAAAUGUCGAGGAUCUACAUGAAUUGAACCUGGUCUCGAAUUUGUACCUGAGGGACAUGGCUGCAACAGUCAUAGCAGAUGCACUGGGGCUGAAGGAAAUCCAGGUCUGGGAGGGCGUCGAUGGUGUCAACAAGAGUACGCCUCAGUUGGUUGCCGCUAAACCUGCCGUGCAUUCUCAGAGAGUUGUGCAUUUCGACAAAUAUCAUGGACUCGGGAACGACUUCCUCCUGAUGUGUGGGAAUGGAAUACGCUGUAUGGCCAAAUUCGUCCACGGUCUAAAGACGACAAAGAAGUCCGAAAGAUAUGUGAUCGAUACGCUGGCAGGUCUAAUCAUCCCAGUCCUCCAAGAAGAUGGGCAGGUGCAACAUUGGCAUGCGGGACAGGAGCUUGUGCGCUGGUUGUUGCCGCGGUCUUGGAGGGACGUGCAGACAGAAAAUGCAGAGUCGACCUUCCAGGAGGACCUCUGGAUAUCGAAUGGAGUGAGGAAGAUAACCAUGUGUACAUGACUGGACCCGCUGUGAAGGUCUACGAAGGCAAAGCAUAUUUAUAGUCUCUGCUGGACUUGAACCCUUGAUCAUCCGUGGAAGAAAGAGAGAAGUCUUGCCAUUCCAUCCCUUUUGUGAUUAGGAAUAUAUAUCUAUAUAUAUAUGUAUAUCGUCAAUCCCUCGCUGCCUACGUUUUUUUUCUGGCAGCUCUGUUUGACGAUAUAUGAUGAGUCAGUCGGUGGAACUCCGACGAAACAGUUUGCCACAGCCCCUUGUUUGUUGUCCUCUUCUCUCUUUCUCCCUCUCUGCCUACGGUUUACCGGGCAGCUCUGUUUGACGAUGUAUAUAAUUAUUAUAAUAUAUAAUUAUUAUAAUAUAUAAUUAUAAUAUAUAAUAUGGAUGUGUGUUUACUACUCGUUAGACUCUUUAGUUUAGUUUAUAUUAUAUAUAUAGUAUAUAUAUAGUAUAUACUAGUUUAUAGUCUUUUAUAGUCUUAAGAACUUGGGAAUAUAUAUAUACCCUCGUUUGUUGUCCUCUUCACCCUCUCUGCCUACGGUUUGCCGGGCAGUUCUAUUUGACGAUAUAUAUAUAUGUCUUCUUACUUCCGUCAUCAGGAAUAUAUCUGUUUGUCUGUCUGUCUGUCUUUCUUUUUCUUCUUAAUUUGGAAGUUCUGGAGAGAAUUUUGGACCAUACGCCCAGUAAUUAUCGCUGUAUCUGGACUGGAAGUUGACCCCGAAUACAGCUAUAAUGACCGGGCGUUCUAUUUGGAUGAAGACGGUCGUGGGUUUAAGAGAAUUGGCCCGGUUCAAAUCCGUGUGUGCGCGCAGGAGCUGUCUGAGGCCAGAACGUACCGACUAGAAAACCGCGGUUACAAACUGGAACCGAAUGUGAUCCUGCUUCUCCAAUUUUGUUAGGUCUCCCUCCCCGCCCGCUCUCCUCCUCGCUUUCUCUUUCCGUGCCAUUUCACUCCUCAAAAGUUUCAUCGUAGUUCUUUGCACUUUUUUCUGCCUGCUGCGUUUAGUUACAAUGCUUAAAAGUUUUAUUCAGUUUGUUUUGUUUUUUUUUUUGCCCUCAUCCUGCUAUUUUUCUAAUAGCAUCCCCUUUUCUUCCGUCUGUUUUUCAUCUUUUUCUUUACUUCAAUAUUUCCUUUCAUCGAAUCUUCGGUUAAUCUGUGCAAGCGGGACCUUACGCAAGGCGAUUUUUUUUUUUACUGCCUUCAUUGCUUCCUACAGCGUUUUGCAACCACUUG
This is a messenger RNA of Chara braunii, 2546 nucleotides long. Lineage: Eukaryota; Viridiplantae; Streptophyta; Charophyceae; Charales; Characeae. The record is from the annotation of a GenBank genome assembly.